This is a messenger RNA of Phyllotreta striolata, 666 nucleotides long. NCBI's taxonomy places the organism in Eukaryota, Metazoa, Arthropoda, Insecta, Coleoptera, Chrysomelidae. The record is from the annotation of a GenBank genome assembly.
GGGCGGAAUAAUUCUACUCCAGUCCGUAUAUUUGAUUAUACCUGCAUAUAGGCAAACUCUAAUCGAUCUCACCAUAUUUACAAAUUGAUAAAAGCCGGCAAAAUGGUAGAGCAAUUUCUAGGAAAGAAAUACAAACUCUCUUCCAGCGAAAAUUUCGAUGACUUCAUGAAGGAACUGGGUGUUGGUUUCGUGACCCGCAAAGCUGGAGCCGCAGUUUCCCCUGUGGUGGAUCUGCAGAAAGAUGGAGACGAGUACGUUCUGUCGUCGGUUUCGACGUUCAAGAACGUCGUGGUGAAAUUCACGCCGGGAGUGGAAUUCGACCAGGAAACGCCCGACGGGCGUAAAGUCAAAGCCACCAUAACGAUCGAUGGGAACGUUCUGCACGAGGUGCAGAAGGACGCCGCAGGAAAGGAGACCACCAUAGAUAGGACUUUCACGGAGGACGAAAUCAAAAUGGUAAUGUCUUGCAACGGCGUUACGGCGACGAGAAUCUACAAAAUACAAGGUUGAUUUAUGGAAAAGUAUCCGAUUCUAUCGCAUUGCACUGAACCAGUUAUUCGAUUAAAUUCCAAUUAGUUGUAUGUAUAUUUUAAACCUUAUGAAUUUUGUAAAUUUUUCAUGUAUGGGAAAUAAAAAAUAAUUCGAUGAGCAAAUGCGGAUUUUUUU